UCCGUUCAGUCAGAACUGCGUCGAAAUUUUCAUACAAAUAUCUUACACGCACUUACAGGCUCGUAAGUUAUUUAUAUAUACACCAAUCCGUUUAUACACUGAUUUAUACUUAAUAUAUACAACCGCUCCUAGAAUAAUUUUAUCUAACUUUUCUCCGUUGACCGGAUGUGUUUUUAACAACUCGUAUAUAACGUUUGUGCCACAUUAUGUCCUGCGCGAUGAAAGUGUACAUUGGCAUUUGUGCGGUGUUAGCGUUGAUCGGUAUUGUAUGGUGCAGUCCGGUGCCGGCGGAGCAUUUCCAGUUCAGUCCGCUGGUCGGUAUCUGGCAGACCCGGAAGCUGCCCACUUCGACGACCGGUAGCAGCUACAAGGGACGCCGGAUCAGUUGGAUUCCCAGCAGCGGAUGGGCCGCCGGACCCGGCAAGAAGCGUUCCCUGCAAAAGGUCAUCGAGAUGCCGGUGGGACCGGAAACGCACGAGGAGGAUCUGAUCCAGCUGUGUAAUCUCCUAGAACAUAUGUUCGCCGAGCUGACGGAUGUGUCCGAAGAGGUUAAAGAGCUGAACCAAGUGUGCAGCGAAUUCCGUGGCAAUGCCAGUGCCGAUGCGAAGGAACCGCAGUGAACCCGCAAAACCCUAAACAACCUCCGCGGGAAUGUUUAUCCAUGUUGCGUUCUCUGUUUACCGGCUUCUCGCGCCAAAAAUGACAGUGUAAUGAUGGAAGCUGUGUGCAUAAAAAAUGUAUCUAUCCGUACAGUUGAUAAUACUGUGUAGUAACUGGUUUCCCUGAUUUCUCGCUAAUAUACAUCCAGGUAUGUGGAUGGAAUUUCGUAUAACGACGUGACAAAAAUGUCAUAAACGUCCAUUUUGAUCGAACGACGUGCUUGCACAAUUGUAUGGCAUUAUAAAACUGUACAUAAAUUAAAAAUUCAGCACCUAUCCAAUGAAAAA
Paramacrobiotus metropolitanus is the source of this 947-nucleotide messenger RNA. RefSeq lists its product as uncharacterized. The transcript has 2 exons. The coding region runs from base 207 to 620 and encodes 137 amino acids. The record is from RefSeq and is a predicted model, not a curated record. Lineage: Eukaryota; Metazoa; Tardigrada; Eutardigrada; Parachela; Macrobiotidae.